Penicillium verhagenii is the source of this 2244-nucleotide messenger RNA. RefSeq names its product N-alpha-acetyltransferase 35, NatC auxiliary subunit. Gene Ontology annotation, biological process: N-terminal peptidyl-methionine acetylation. Gene Ontology annotation, cellular component: NatC complex. Lineage: Eukaryota; Fungi; Ascomycota; Eurotiomycetes; Eurotiales; Aspergillaceae. The record is from RefSeq and is a predicted model, not a curated record. Bases 1 to 2244 code for a protein of 747 amino acids. The transcript has 8 exons.
AUGCUGCCGAAUAACGAGGUUCGAGUGCCCCUGCGGCCAAUCGCGCCGACUCGGCGCGACAUCACAGCCGAAUUCACGGAGGCUGCCUCGAAACUACGGAUGGGCCAGCUUGUAAAAGAUGAGACGUUCACCCUUUUCGAAGCGGUGGGCGCAUUGGAAAUUAUGGACUCCAAAAUGGACAGCGGUUAUAUUGCCCCGGGAGAGAAUCAAGCGCAGGCGCUGGAGGACGACUACGAUGUACGACGACCAUUGACACCGGAGGAGGUGGUGGGCUUGAUGGAUCAGCUGCUUUGCCACGAGAUGGCAUGGCAUAUGGGCCACCCUCUGUCUCAAACCCUUUUCACGUCCAUCUACCUCGAUAAAUUGUUGUCGCCAGUACCGAAAACUAUGGAAGACGCUCGUUUUGAUCGUGUGCCAAGCGAGUCGAUUCUUGUCAGCCUAGUUCUUCGGGCAUACUGCCUUGCAAUGAUCAAGGCUUGCGACUAUGUUCAUGCUCGUGUGGCUGUGGAGUAUUACUACGAAGAGGAGGACUUUGUCACCCAGCUAUAUAAUCGUAACCUUUUGUCUGUCUUUGAUGGAUCACACUUCUACCGCUUGCUGGACCAGGCGGUUGAGUGGGUGGAUGAUCAGAAAGAUAUGGAUACAAAGCUCAAGGAUGCAAUUCGGAGCAGACUACACUUUCGGUAUGAAUUCCUAGCUGCAUUAGAUCAAGAUCUCGAUAUCCUGGAAACUCGAUCGACAGCAAAUUUUGCAGUGUGUUUGAAACACCUCGAUGAAAUGAAAGAGUCGCACUCCAUUGGACAGCCAGUACCAGAAGCGUUUAGUCUCAAAAUCCAACGGAAACUCGCCAGCACUGUUCCGCCACGACCCAUUGUGCAAAUCAGCUAUGACGAUGCCUUUUCUCACUCAAGGCGGCUCUGUCAGGAUGCUAUUGAUAUGCAGCACAUGCUCGACUAUCGGGGCCCAACAAACUUCAAGACUGCGAUAUGGAGCCUCAUGUCCCGGAAGCCUCAGCCGUCCGUCUAUAUCAGAUGCCUUACCCAGGCAUUGAUUGUUAGCGACAUGACAAUUCUGGGCGCCGUUUCAGUCAAACGUUUCUUGUUUGAUGAUCUUGCAGAGCUGGUGUUGCCGGGGAGUAUUCUUCUUGAGGCAAAUACAGAUGACGUCGAACUCCCGUCGGAUCCUCGGUUUCAAAUUGCCCGACUGAUGGACGGCUUUGUGAAACGAUUUGCCCAGCCCUUUGUAGACUCGGUGCGGUGUGCUUGUUUGAAUCGGUGUCGAGUUCGCCGAACUGUUACCCAUACUGUCGUGGAUUGGGAUAGCUUGCAGAUGGAGGCGGAAGAACUUGAUUUACAGCUGCAGACCCUCAGCGGAGAGCCUGCACUGCAGAUCGGUGGUGGAGAGCCGACGUAUUCAUACCCACUUAGCAGCUGGGCAUACCAUCAAAAAUUAACCCAGCUCCAGCUUAUCCUCCAGACGGGAUUCGAGCUUUCAAUAUAUGCACCAGAGGAGCUGCCUGGAAUGUACUGGUACCUGUCCCACAUAUGUUCCACGCAUCUCGGUCAUUUGGAUCGCAUCAGAACUUUCGUCGUUGCUGCUCGACGACGAGAUCUAACAGUGACAAACAUCACGGCGGAAGUUUUGACCCGGAGAGCCUCCAAGUUUCACAAAACAUUCCGAUGCUUGGAGAGGUUGACGACACAUCUGAUCGCGGUGGACGCAUUUGCGAUUGCCCUUCACGCGCUAUAUGUCCUCCUAGCGCGACAUAAGGUACUUCCAUCCGCCUCCGGCUCUGAUGCAUACUCAACGGACAAAUUACGGUAUGAGAUUCGCAUGAAGCCCUUCCUUCCUAUUUCCCUGCCGGAGUUGGUUCCCUUUGAAGAAUACCAGCGGGAGGCAACCUUGGAAGGUGAUGCAGAUGCUACAAUCUUGGAUCGUGCCUCAAAGGCGAUCACUGAAGCGCGAAAGGCUUGGGAGGCGACACUUAACCUUGGGGCUUUUGUUGAUGAUCCAUCUUUGGAGAACCUAACUCCAGCUACUGCCAUUGACGCGGACUGGCAGCGUAACAUCAAAGACACUAUGCGUGCCUGCAUUGGAGCAAGCAUUGCCAUUGAGACAGUUAAGAAAACUCUUUCAAACGGAAAAUGGUCGGAAUUGCAGGUGAAAAUCCCCGAGAUCGGGGCCAAGAGUCGAUGGCAUGACUGGUGGAGUGUACCGCAGGUUGCUCAAAAGCCGGAGCCGUGA